Messenger RNA from Cinara cedri, 1881 nucleotides. NCBI's taxonomy places the organism in Eukaryota, Metazoa, Arthropoda, Insecta, Hemiptera, Aphididae. The record is from the annotation of a GenBank genome assembly.
AUGCCUAGGUAUGUAAAAAUUAUGCAAUUUUACUAAUACUUUUUAUGAAGCGAAAAAAAUAAUGUAAAAUAUCUGAUUGUAAUAAUUCUAUGUUAUUCAAUAUAAGUAGGAAACCAAUGUUGUUGCAUUUUGCAAAUAUUUUUUCUACCUUUUCAAUUUAUUGCUAAGUAAGUUUUAAAUAUGUUUUAUGGAAGUAGGAAUUCAAAUUUAGAAGUUUUAAUAACAAAGUUUUUGGAAUUCGUUCAAUUUUGUUAAAUUUACUCAUUUAUGUAACUAUUUUAGCUAUAGUCAACAGUCCCAUAUAUAGAGAUUAUAAUAUAAUUACACCAGUCAUAAAAUUUAAUAAUUGUAUCUUAUCUUUAUUUUGAUAAUUUCAAGUUGGUACUAUAUUAUAUGCUAUGUGUAAAUAUAUUUCUAUUUGAAUUCUUUUUCAAUUUAUAAGAUUCAUCACAUUUUUAUUUUUAGUCUACAAUUCACUGCCUCUAUAUGGUUGACGCCAUGUUUAAAGUGCCACCAUUAAAAUUAAAAUGAAAUCAAAUUGAUACACAUUUUAAUAUAAUUCGUGUAAAUUCCCAAGUUUUCUCAUUUGACUUGAAAACCUCUAGAAAAAUCAACAAAUAACCUAGAAGUACCACCCUAGUUCAAUUUCCUUUUAGAAAAGGUCUUAUAAUUAAAAAUUGUAUCAACAUUUUUGGUAGAAAAAUUUCUCAUAGAAAAAAAAAUAAACAUUAAAUUCUUUCUCCUCAAAUCUAAAUGAAAUUAGUAUUAAAAUACAUAUUUUAGAAUUUUUUACAUUAUUAUUAAUUCAUCUUAAUUUAUAAUUAUUUAUUAUCAAAAUAUGUGUUUAGGUCAAAUGAUUUGUCUGCGUCUGAUUGUUGUAUUGAUAUUUCCAACCUCAGUUCAAUUGAUGCAGCCAAAAAAAUAAAUGCAGAUAGAAUUCAUAUUUUAAUUGAUGUGGGCGAUUCUACAAAAGAUCUGGAAUAUGAAAUAUUUGCAUUGAAACCAGCUCCAAUUCAAGUUAAAUUACUUGGACAUCCUGGAACUAGUGGUGCUACUUUUAUAGAUUAUUUAAUAACAGAUAAACAAUGUUCUCCGCCUAAUUUAAAUUAUUUGUAUACUGAAAAGUUGGCUUACUUGAAUCGAACUGUAUUCUUUGGUGAUCACAGGUUAUUAUUUAAUGACCUAAGUCAACGAAAUUCUCAAAACAGAACAAAUUUCAAUGAAACCAUGUGCAAUUUUGAAAGUUUUAAUACUUCAUCUAUGUAUAGCGUUGAAAAGCUCUAUACAAGACAGAUGUAUAAUCUUCCAGAAAACUCUAUAGUGUAUUGCUAUUUUGGACAACCUUAUAAAAUUAAUCAAACUACUUUAAAUAUGUGGAUAACCAUUCUAAAGGGUGUUAAGAAUUCUGUGUUAUGGCUCUUACGGUUUGUUGAGGAUACCGAAAAUAACAUUCGUGAAUAUUUUGAAUUAAAUGGUAUUAAUCCAGUACGAAUAAUUUUCAGCAACUUAGCACCAAAAGCUGAACAUCUGAGAAGAAUUCAGCUGGCUGAUGUAUAUUUAGAUACACCAUUUUACAAUGGUCAUAAAAGUUGCUUAGAUGCAUUAUGGGCAGGAACGCCAAUAGUAACAUUAUCUGGAGAUUCAUUUGUGUCCCGCAUGACUACUUCACAAUUACUUGCAGUAAACUGUACAGAAUUAAUUGCUUUGGUUGAAUUUGACUAUCCCAGAAUAGCAAUACAAUUAGGGAAGCACACCAAUCUAUUGAACCGAAUAAGACAACAAAUUUGGCGAUCGAAAAUAACAAGUGCACUGUUUGACUGUGAAUCCUAUUGUAGGGAACUAGAGAAUCUUUACUUAGAUAUGUGGAAAAAAUUAUUUUAA